This is a messenger RNA of Acanthopagrus latus (yellowfin seabream), 7335 nucleotides long. RefSeq names its product collagen, type XI, alpha 1a (gene col11a1a). Gene Ontology annotation, molecular function: extracellular matrix structural constituent. Lineage: Eukaryota; Metazoa; Chordata; Actinopteri; Spariformes; Sparidae. The transcript is spliced from 68 exons. The record is from RefSeq and is a predicted model, not a curated record. The coding region runs from base 506 to 6112 and encodes 1868 amino acids.
GACCAGUGGAUUGAGGACACUAUGGCUGGCAGACCCUGCAUGCCCACUUCUUCCCAUUUUAUCACUCCAAAAUCAUUCCCAACUUUGUCACUGUUUGAUUUGCUGGCUGGGAGAGACGUGGGGGCGCAUGACAAAGCUAAUGGGUGGACCCGAAGGAGAAUUUCCAGCCCCGUGAUUUGCUAAUCGGGGGCUGGUUUCCUUGUCGCUUCCCUGUAAUCGUGGCUCCGGUUUGUGGAGCUUGCCCAGCCCUCCUGUCUGCGGACGCACCAAGUGUACCGACUGCACUCUUUGCGCUUCGGUUAAAGCCCGACUACCUUCACUGUGAAGGCUGGGCACUGGGAAGGAGGAUCGGGGGCCUCGGUGUGGCUGAAAGAAGAGGCAGAAACUCCUCACUUAUGGCUUUUUUGUAGGACAGCUUCCAUCAUCAUUUGGGAUUGUGGACGGGACGUCUUUAAGAAUCACCUGAAGUCGCCCAAAAGUUUUACUCACUUGUGGGCGCUCAACCAUGGAGAUGCAAAGGUGGUCCACAAGGUGGAAAACGAAAAGGUGGCUUAUGGAUUCCACUGUAACCGCAUUCAUCACUUUAUCCCUGGUUCUACAGGCUGCCAGUGUCACAGCAGAACCAGUGGAUGUGCUAAAGGUAUUAGAAUUUCAAAAUUACCCCGAAGGAGUGACGAAAACAUCAGGAUUUUGCACAAACCGAAGAGCAUCAAAGCCGGACUCAGCUUACAGAGUUGCCAAGCAGGUCCAGAUCAGUGCCCCCACCACGCAGUUGUUCCCUGGUGGUGUUUUUCCUGAGGACUUCUCCAUCCUGACCACACUGCGCCCCAAGUCCGGCAUCCAGUCCUUUUUACUGUCCAUUUACAACGAGCAGGGGGUCCAGCAGCUUGGUGUUGAAGUGGGACGCUCACCUCUCUUCCUGUAUGAGGAUCAGACUGGCAAGCCAGCACCGGAGGACUACCCUCUCUUCCAAACUCUUAACCUCGCUGACGGAAAGUGGCACCGCGUGGCCAUCAGUGUGGAGAAGAAGACGGUCACCGUCAUUGUCGACUGUAAGAAGAAGUUCACCAAAAGUCUCCUCAGGAGCGACCACGCUUCUAUCAGCACCGACGGCAUCACAGUGUUCGGCGCCAGGAUCCUGGAAGAGGAGGUUUUCCAGGGUGACAUCCAGCAACUCCUGAUUGUGGCGGAUCCAAAAGCGGCAUACGACUACUGUGAACAUUACAGCCCAGACUGUCACACUCCCCACAGCGAUUCCCUACAGGCCCAGGAGCCAGAGGAUGAGUACACUACUGAUGAUUUAGAUUACUCUCAGUUCUAUGAUUACUCUGAGGGAGCCACAGACAUCGUUCCAACUGAUGAGUAUUCUGAACCACAGAGAAAGAAACGUAGUGUCUCCAUGAAAAAGAAGAAGACCAGAAAGUCCCUCAGUAAAACUAAGGCCAGGCCCUUAAACUUCUUGGCUUCCAAAAAAUCACCAGCUAAAAAGUUUGCAGCUAAGAAGAAGCAACAGAUGCCUGGCUACCAGGCCACAGCGCCAGCACGACCCCGAGGCAAUUUUAGGCCAAACAUUUUAGAAGGAGAUUACAAUACAGACAUUGACUACGGAACUAUAGAUGUUACUCAAACUCAGUCUCCCUAUGCCACGAGCAGACCCAGUGAGGCUGUGGAGGAGGAUAUUGUCGGUGCAUAUGACACCGAGGCCGUUCCCGUUGCUCCGGAGUCCACCACUGUCCCAGAAACAGUGGACAACUUGGACACUGGUGCAUACGACUUUAAGGAAUAUGACCUAAAGGAGUAUGACUUGGGCGGGGUUGACAACAGGUUGUAUGAUUACGGGGCAUAUGAUGAGUAUGGCACGGCCCCUUCCAAACCCACGGCAAACUACAAUGAUGAGGUGGGGCCCGGGGUUGCUGCUGAAACCGACGUUUCUGAGAGCACCGUUGCUGGUGCUGGAGGAGUCCUUGGUCAGAAGGGAGAAAAGGGCGAGCCGGCUGUUAUUGAACCUGGCAUGCUGAUUGAAGGACCACCAGGACCCCCCGGCCCAGCUGGUCUUCCAGGUCCCUCAGGGCUGCAAGGACCCCCAGGCACUUCUGGAGAUCCUGGUGACAGGGGUCCACCUGGUCGUCCUGGUCUUCCCGGUGCUGAUGGGUUGGCAGGGCCCCCUGGUACUAUGCUGAUGCUGCCAUUCCGUUUUGGUGGAGAUGGUGAGAAGGGUCCAGUGGUGUCGGCCCAAGAAGCUCAAGCCCAGGCCAUCCUCUCCCAGGCCAGACUGGCCAUGCGGGGACCCCCUGGGCCGAUGGGUUUGACAGGAAGAUCUGGGCCAGUGGGUCUUCCUGGUAAUUCUGGACUGAAAGGUGAAAGUGGAGACCCUGGUCCUCAGGGCCCACGUGGCAUCCAGGGGCCUCCAGGACAACCUGGCAAAGCUGGCAAGAGGGGCCGUGCUGGAGCUGAUGGGGCCCGUGGCAUGCCUGGAGAACCAGGCAGCAAGGGUGACAGAGGCUUUGAUGGACUCCCUGGACUGCCUGGUGAAAAGGGACACAGAGGGGAGCCAGGGCCAAUGGGACCCACAGGUGCCCCCGGAGAGGAUGGACAGAGAGGCGAGGAUGGAGAGAUUGGGCCCAGAGGAUUAGCUGGCGAGAGUGGUCCAAGAGGUUUGCUGGGACCACGUGGUCCUCCAGGACCCCCUGGAUCUCCUGGUGUUGCUGGAGUUGACGGGCCUCCAGGUCCCAAAGGAAACAUGGGCCCACAAGGAGAACCAGGCCCACCAGGGCAGCAGGGAAUCCCCGGGACACAGGGUCUUCCUGGUCCUCAAGGCCCCAUUGGACCACCUGGAGAAAAAGGACCUCAGGGCAGGUCGGGGUUGCCUGGAUUACCUGGAGCUGAUGGGCCUCCUGGUCAUCCCGGUAAGGAGGGUCCACCUGGAGAGAAAGGAGCACAGGGUCCUUCUGGUCCACAGGGUCCUAUUGGUUAUCCUGGCCCUCGUGGUGUCAAGGGUGCCGACGGCGUCCGUGGUCUCAAGGGAGGGAAGGGAGAGAAGGGCGAGGAUGGUUUCCCAGGUUUCAAGGGUGACAUGGGAAUCAAAGGAGAUCGGGGUGAGCUUGGCUUGCUUGGGCCCCGUGGAGAAGACGGUCCUGAGGGUCCUAAAGGCCGAUCUGGCCCCAACGGAGAGUCAGGUCCUGCUGGUCCGGCUGGAGAAAAGGGUAAACUGGGCGUUCCAGGAUUGCCAGGUUAUCCAGGAAGACAAGGACCUAAGGGCUCAAGCGGUUUCCCUGGAUUCCCUGGAGCCAACGGCGAGAAAGGAGCCAGAGGUGUUGCUGGCAAGCCUGGUCCAAGAGGGCAAAGAGGUCCAACAGGUCCUCGUGGGGGUCGAGGAGCCAGAGGUCCAACAGGAAAACCAGGUCCCAAGGGCACAGCAGGCAAUGAUGGUCCUCCAGGCCCACCUGGCGAGCGAGGGCCUCAAGGACCUCAGGGACCAGUGGGCUUCCCUGGACCAAAGGGACCCCCUGGACCACCUGGAAAGGAUGGGCUGCCCGGACACCCUGGUCAGCGUGGAGAGACGGGUUUCCAAGGAAAAACUGGUCCACCUGGCCCUGGAGGUGUUGUCGGGCCCCAGGGACCAACUGGAGAGACCGGUCCCGUUGGUGAGAGAGGCCACCCUGGACCCCCUGGGCCACCCGGAGAACAGGGUCUUCCCGGUGCUGCUGGCAAGGAGGGAGCAAAGGGUGACCCCGGACCACAGGGAUCCAGUGGCAAAGAUGGCCCCCCUGGCCUUCGAGGCUUCCCUGGAGAAAGAGGUCUACCCGGUGCUACGGGCCCAGCAGGUCUGAAGGGCGGAGAGGGGCCACAAGGUCCACCUGGUCCUGUUGGCUCUCCUGGGGAGAGGGGUCCUGCUGGUGCAGCUGGUCCAAUUGGCCUGUCUGGUAGGCCUGGUCCUCAGGGUCCCCCAGGUCCUGCGGGAGAGAAGGGAGCACCUGGCGAGAAAGGGCCCCAGGGUCCUGCUGGUCGUGAUGGUGUUCAAGGUCCUGUUGGCCUGCCUGGACCUGCUGGACCUCAGGGUCCACCCGGAGAGGACGGUGACAAGGGAGAGGUUGGAGAGCCCGGUCAGAAAGGAAGCAAAGCUGACAAGGGAGAGCAGGGUCCUCCUGGCCCAGCUGGUCUCCAAGGUCCCAUAGGUGCCCCAGGUCCUGCUGGAGCUGAUGGAGAGCCUGGUCCCAGAGGUCAGCAGGGUAUGUUUGGACAGAAGGGAGAUGAAGGCUCCAGAGGUUUCCCUGGACCCCCUGGUCCCAUCGGCCUGCAGGGGCUUCCUGGACCUCCUGGCGAGAAGGGAGAGAACGGUGAUGUUGGCCCCAUGGGCCCACCUGGUCCCCCUGGUCCCAGAGGUCCUCAGGGUCCUAGUGGAGCUGAUGGUCCUCAAGGCCCACCAGGAGGAGUGGGCCCCAUGGGAUCUGUGGGUGAGAAGGGUGAACAAGGUGAGGCUGGAAACCCGGGACCACCUGGAGAGUCUGGAACUGGGGGACCUAAAGGUGAGAGAGGAGAGAAAGGAGAGGCUGGCCCCCCUGGAGCUGCUGGACCUGCUGGUGCCAAAGGACCCCCCGGGGAUGACGGUCCAAAGGGGAACCCUGGUCCUGUUGGAUUCCCUGGAGACCCUGGCCCUCCUGGAGAGCCAGGUGUUGCUGGCACUGAUGGGGAAUCAGGAGAGAAGGGAGAGGAUGGUGAGGCUGGUCAGCCGGGACCUCCAGGUCCAUCUGGAGAAGCUGGCCCACCUGGACCACCUGGCAAGAGAGGACCUCCGGGAGCUGCUGGUGCAGAGGGCAGGCAAGGAGAGAAGGGCGCUAAGGGUGAGGCAGGUGCUGAGGGUCCAGCAGGUAAAACAGGACCAGUUGGACCCCAGGGACCUCCAGGAAAACCCGGUCCAGAGGGUCUGCGUGGAAUCCCUGGCCCUGUUGGUGAACAAGGACUGCCCGGCGCCCCAGGACAAGAUGGUCCACCUGGUCCCAUGGGUCCUCCUGGUCUUCCUGGUUUGAAAGGUGAUCCUGGGUCUAAAGGUGAAAAGGGUCACCCAGGUUUGAUUGGCCUGAUUGGACCCCCUGGUGAGCAAGGAGAGAAGGGAGACAGAGGUUUGCCUGGGCCCCAAGGUUCUCCCGGUGGCAAGGGCGACAGUGGUAUUGGUGGAUCGUCUGGUCCGCUCGGUCCCCCAGGUCCCCCUGGUCUGCCUGGUCCUCAAGGUCCAAAGGGAGCCAAGGGUUCAGCUGGUCCCGCUGGUGCAAAAGGAGAUACUGGUUCAAUUGGUCCUCCUGGUCCUCCUGGCCCACCAGGUGAAGUCAUCCAGCCCCUGCCCAUCCAGUCGCCCAAGAAGACCAAGCGCUCCAGUGACGUGCAGUCAGACGCAGCCAUGAUGGACUAUGGCGAGGGCAUGGAGGACAUCUUUGGCUCGCUCAACAACCUCAAACAGGACAUUGAACGCAUGAAAUACCCCAUGGGAACACAAAACAACCCGGCUAGAACAUGCAAAGAUCUGCAGCUCUGUCACCCAGAGUUCCCUGAUGGCGAAUACUACAUUGAUCCAAACCAAGGCUGCUCAGGAGAUUCCUUCAAAGUAUACUGUAACUUCACCGCCGAGGGCGAAACCUGCAUCUAUCCGGAUAAGAAGUCUAAUGGAGUCAGAAUAUCCUCAUGGCCAAAAGAAGCCCCUGGGUCAUGGUUCAGUGAAUUUAAGCGUGGUAAAAUACUUUCCUAUGUUGACGCAGAUGGAAACUCAAUAAACAUGGUACAGAUGACCUUCCUCAGACUACUGACAGCCUCAGCCAGGCAAAACUUCACCUACAGCUGCCACCAGUCUGUGGCGUGGCACGACGCCACCAGCGACAGCUAUGACAAGGCACUGCGCUUCCUGGGCGCCAACGAUGAGGAGAUGUCCUACGACAAUAACCCUUACAUCAAGGCCCUCUCAGAUGGAUGUGCGACGAGAAAGGGCUAUGGAAAGACUGUGAUGGAGAUUAAUACUCCCAAAAUCGAUCAGGUUCCAAUCAUCGAUGUCAUGUUGACUGACUUUGGGGACCCCAACCAGAAGUUUGGGUUUGAAGUUGGGCCCGUCUGCUUCCUUGGCUAAGUAAAAACGAAAAAGAAAAAGAAAAAAAAAAAAAGGACUCGAUGGGGCCAGCAAAGAAAGUCAAGUUGAGACGUUUUGGGUACCACCAAACCCCAUUUCUAGCUCCCCACCCUUUUCUAUGCCACAUGCAAGUUUUGAAUAAGAGAUGGUGUAGCAAACAUGUCUUUCCAUGUAUGUACGUGUAACCCAGGAAAAUACUUGUUGCCCUUGUAGGGCUCGAACCACAUGACUUAACCACGUUACGGAGCAAAGGUGAAGGACAUUUGAAGGUGUGGCAGAGGAGGGUGAAUCGGAGGUAACCAAGAGAGGGGGUCAGGAGACAUGAGGGGACACGGGCCUCCUCUCUGGAUACUCCAGGUGCUGUAUGAAAACGACUACAAUGGUGCUUGUUCAAAAAACACAAAAAGUAUAAAGAGGUGCUAAGAAAGAAGGUGUAUUUUGAUAAUUAUAAAAAAAAAAAACUGUAAUUAUUAUUUUGUACAAUACUGUUAUUUCUGAAUCCACUUUCAAAACUUGCAUGUGUAUCAGAUUCUGCUUCCAGCUCUCAUGUUUCAAUGUUGGUUAGACGUACAGUGUAAGUUAAAGACAUCAUUCAAUCAAAUGAAUUUAUAAUUCUGGUAUUUUAUUUUGUUGAACACAUGCUGUGUACCUGUCAUGACACAAAUAAAGUGAGCAUUCAAACAAUUCUCUAUUGCUAAAUUAGACUGUAUGCCCUUUGUAUAUAUUGACAGUCCAAAGCUUGAGGUUAUUUGCUGUUUUGCCCUUGUGACCGUAGGUGAACCAACUGGAAGUAUCACACCAACACGUAUACGGCAACAUCUCCCACUAAUGUUGUGAUCCUGUGCUAGUAGGAAGCAAUCCUGGCAUUCAUUUUUCCUUUAUUUAAUUCUAUUUGUUGUUUUUUUUUUCUCUGUUUUGUUUCCUGACAGGCUUUUUAUUUCGGUUGUAUACCUCAAACUUUCUUGAUAACCUGUACGAUGCAAGGAUGUUAUGCCCUGUAUAUACCUUGGUUAAGCAAUUAAGUUUAUAUAUUUUGGGUGGGGAUUUUUUUGUUUUUUUUAAAGAGAGAAAUACGAUAACUGUUAAACAUCCACUGUUCAAAUCCUUCUGUGAAUGCAAUGAGAAGCCCUUUAGGUGACCCAUUUUUGUAACUAAAAUGAGAAAAUGUUUUAAUGUGCUUUUUAUAGUUCAUUUAAAUAUUAAAAACUGGAUUCUAAACAACA